Molecule: messenger RNA, 2717 nt
Organism: Condylostylus longicornis
Lineage: Eukaryota; Metazoa; Arthropoda; Insecta; Diptera; Dolichopodidae
Gene: Deaf1
Product: deformed epidermal autoregulatory factor 1
Exons: 5
Coding region: 270-1661 (463 amino acids)
Biological process (GO): positive regulation of transcription by RNA polymerase II
Molecular function (GO): DNA-binding transcription activator activity, RNA polymerase II-specific; RNA polymerase II cis-regulatory region sequence-specific DNA binding
Source: RefSeq, a predicted model, not a curated record
UCUGAAAAUUAGAAGUGCGUAAUUUAUAUUAUUUAAUAAGCUUGUUUUAAUAUUAAUAAUGCAAUUAAAUUUAAGAAAAAUUACUUAUUAAAAAAUUAAAAUUACAAAAAAUACAAUUUUUUAUUGUUAAGAAGAAUAAAUCAAAACAAUAAUAAACUAGGAGGCGCGUGUAUUGUGUAUGUAGUUCAUCAUAUCUUCGAUUCGAGUGGCAAGUAACGAAACAAAAUAAAAAUUUUGCCGACUUAUUUAUUGAAAAAGAGAUCGUUUAUAUGGAAGAUUUGACGGACAUCGCCGAAGCUACAGGCGACGACCAUGAAAAUGGUGAGACACAGGGUAGAACAAGAUUGGUUGCAACAAGUGAAGGUAAUGCUGUAGUUUCAGUUCCUGUUUCAUUGCCGGUUGGUUCUUUAAUUGCUGGUACAGCGUUCAAUGUUAUAACACCUGAUCAACUCCCACAUUUUAAGCAAAUGCUCUGUGUUGACAAUAACGCUUUCCUAGGCGGAACAGUAGUUAGUGAUGUUAGCUCAGGUGAUUUAAAAACGAUAGUUAUUCAACAACAGCCAUCGUCUUCUAACGCUUCAAAUCAUCAAGAUCCAUUGGGUUCUGGUUUGAACGGGAAUGAUGGAAACGGUGGCAAUACUAGUAGUAAUUCACAAGAUAGUACAAUGAAAUAUGAAAGUUCAGUAGUACAAAUAACAGGACAUCAACAAUCUCCCAAUCUAAAUUGGGCUGAUGCAGCUAAUUUAGAUGUAUUUCCAAUAAGAUGUAAAGCGACAACAGCUGAAUUAUAUAAAAGUAAAUUAGGAUCAGGAGGUAGAGGUCGGUGCAUUAAAUUUAAAGAGCAAUGGUAUACACCUAGUGAAUUUGAAAAUAUAUGUGGACGAGGUUCGAGUAAAGACUGGAAAAGAUCAAUACGAUACGGUGGUAGAAGCUUGCAGGCUUUAAUUGAUGAAGGGAUUUUAACUCCACAUGCUACUAGUUGUACUUGUCAAGCAUGCUGUGAUGACGAAACAACUGCUUCGGGACCAGUUCGAUUAUUUACGCCAUACAAAAGAAGAAGACGCAAUCAUGCGGAAGAAAUAGGUACAGCUAAUCACGUGCCCAAAAAGAAACGAACCGAAAUACCUAUCAAACAAGAAGAAAUAUUAUUAUCAGCAGCAGACCCAAAUUUAGUUUCAAAAGUUGAAAAUUGGACAGCUUUAAGUGAUACAUUAGAUGCAUCAUCUGAAUUUCUUGAUCCAUUAGCUCAGACUUAUUAUGAUACAAAUCAGUUUUUAAAACGAUUAGAUACAAUUUGUUCGACAAUGUCAAAAGCAACUAAUGAUUUUAAACGUUUAUACCAAGAAUUGAAAGAACAUUAUAAUCGAAAAAUUGAUCAAUUACAAAGAGAACGUGACGCGGCAUUAAUAGCCGCAAGAGUUCAUGCAGAAGUUGAUGAUUCAAACAUAGCGAAUCAAUUAAGCGGAACUGAAUUAGUAGCUACUAAAAAAUGCGCAAAUUGCAAUCGAGAAGCUUUAGCGGAAUGUUCACUUUGUAGACGAACUCCAUAUUGUUCAAUAUUUUGUCAAAGGAAAGAUUGGAAUGCACAUCAGGUUGAAUGUAGAACAGAUCCUAAUGAAACAACACAACAAAUAAUGUUACUAGUGGAUGAUCAGGCGUAAUAUAUUAAUUUAAUUACUAAAUCAAAAAAAAAUAUUUAGACAUGUUUAAUAUUUUUCUUUUUAAAAGAAAUUUUUUUUUUUUUUUUUUUUUUGAUAAAUAUAAUUAGAAAUAUGUAGAGGUACAUUUUUGUUAAAAGUGUAUUCAAUGAUAUACAUACAUAGUAAUUCUAAAACUAUUUUAAAAUAGUUUGAGAUAUAAAAGAAAAAAAAAUGAAAGGAAAUAGAGAAACAGAAUUGUAAGUCAUGAAAUAAAUAUUUAUGAAUAUAUUUAAGAAGUUUUUUAUAUUUUUAUUUUUAACGGGUUUGCCUCCUUUUUUUGUUAUUUUAAAGCGAAAAAAAAUUUAAUUGUAAUGUUGAUUUAUAUAAGAAUAAUGAUUCAAGUCAAAAAUAGAAGAGUCGGGGAAAAAAAACGAAAUAGUUUUUUCAUUCAGAAAAUUUUUAAAAUAAAAGAAAGAUUUUUUCUGUUUUUUUAGUUCAGCUCGUAUAUACUUUUUAUUCAUCUCAAGAAAAAAAAAACACCAAAAGAAAAGCUUCAUUUUAUACGUGAACAAUUUUUUUUUUAACAAAAUAAAGUUUAUUACAUUUUAUUAAAAAAGAAAAUCAAAUUAAAAAAAAACAUUUAGAUUUUUUUUUAAUGCAAUAAAAAUGCUCGCUUAUUCUAAAAUUUUUAUAUAAAGAGAAAAGUUAUUAUUUAGACAACAUUUUACCUAAUAUUUGAUUGAAUACUCCAUUAAUUUUUAAAUUAUUUAACUUCAACUUCAAAAAUUUAAAAUAUUUGCAAACCAUUUUUUUUAAUAUAAUUUUUAAAUAAAUAUUGCAACAGCGACUCUUAAAUAAUUAAAAAUUACUUAGAAAUAUCAAAAAAAAAAAGAAGUAAAAGAGACUAUUUACUACACAAUUUUAGGGAUUCACCGUUUUUUUAAAAUAUAUUACAUAAUAUAAUUAAAUUAAAACAAGUACAUAAUUAAAUUCAAUUUGAAUUAUAGAAAAAAAAAAAACAAAGAAAAUUAAAAUAGAAAUGUAAAAAAAAACAAAACUAUUCUAAAGAAAACAAUU